GUCAAGCCGUUCAGGUCUCGCUCUUGACCUCAUACGACCAUUUUCAUCAGGUUGGCUUCCUGAAUGGCGGUCCAGGAGCCUAAGCAGUGGCCUGUUGAAAGGCCCUAAACGACGCCCUCGCCAUGGAUGUCGCUCCUCUUCUGUUCGGAAUACGGUCCUUGACGGAGAGUUCAACAGUUCUAAAACCAAGUCGGAAUUGAAAGCGGCGUCGUCCUCCAUGGCUGAAAUGGUUUCUGCUGUAAUGAGGACGCACACUCUGGGGAUGUCCACCGAAUAAAGAAAAUGAUCUCAAAGGAUGUUGCUCUCCGCGAUCAGCAAAUUCCUUUGUCCAAAGUAUUGACUGACCUAGAUCUAGAAUGAAGCAAUGACGAGGUUUUUAAUAUCAACGAGACAUGCUGACGGGAAGUACUUUGCAUGCAUGAUCAUCACCUGCGGAUGGUGGCGUGGACCAUGGCAGAUUCUUUCAGCCUCAUACGGCGUUCACUGCCCAGGCCACCUGACCUUUUGCAUUCAGUCUAUAGCCUGAAUGGGCAACCAAUAUGUCCAUUGCAGGCUUCUAAUGGUUGAUAUUAGCCAGUCCCAAUCUAUGAGGACGGCCAUGCUAGUCGAUGUCGCCGGUGAGGUGAGAUUGACAAGACCACCUGCAUGAUUAUCACAUUUUAUCCGUCAAUAAGAUCAUCUUUCACACCCCCUUUCCGUCACGACAUCGGAUUGCAGACGUGGCAAGAUGCGAUUGGGCGGUGACACUCGACCUCGAAGGACAGUUCCGGUGAGUCAACAACAUCACCACUUACCAUUUGAUCGCUGCCUGUCUAGAUGGAUAAGUCCGAGAUCAAGAAAGCUGCCGACCACACGUACGGUGAAUCCAUCGCUCGUGUUGUCUGGGCAGCGCACAUUCUCUCUUAUCUGACCGGGGAACAAAGCCAUGCCGAAACUCUGCAGUCCGAGACUGGUGACGAGGACGAGGACGACUCCGAUGGAAGUGAAUCGGACGCAGAAACAGACAAAUGGUCAGAUCUCACAAGCGCCGACAAACAUAUUCGUUCUAAAUUUCUUGAUUGUGUUGCUGAGCUACUGUCGCCGGAGAACGGCUGGGAUCAUGUUGUUGCUGUCGGUUUGCUGGAAUGUGAGGAUUUCAUCGAGAUUGACGUGGCGAGAAAUGACGGAUUUCACGCUGUCAAAAGUCAGCAAGGCGGAAGUACUCGUGCUGAGGGUGCUGGUCUACAGUAUAUUGAACAUCUACGGGAAUACCUAUCAUCCAUACUCGAUCAGGAUCUCUGUGAACAGUCUGCGAUGUCUUCGAGCUGGUUUGAACCUAUUGCCAUCGGAUUCAAUUGUAAGAGGAUCGAUUACUGGCUACGCGUAGCAAGACGUUGCAUCCUCUGCGAACACCCGUUUAAGGCUCCCAAUGAAAAACUCGGCCCAGGAUUCAAAGAGGCGGUCAAAACAUGGACCAAUAUGGAAGAACUCCUCAGACAUACGAGCUCCUCCGGGCUAGCUGUCUCUAAGGAAGAGAUCGUUCGCUGCGCGUACGAAUGCAUAUCAUCCAUGGAGGUACAUGACCUACUUGAAACGUCUUGCAGAGAUAAGGUGGGACCCAAGUUGUGGAGAGCGCUCAGGUCUAUUGCGAGGCCAGUGUCUAACUGUCGACUUCUCGCGCGCAUUGCAAGUCACGUCGUGCAAUUGCGGACGGUCAAGGUCUGCCCUAUACCGUCUGGGCCAGAGACAAUUCUCACACCCGAAUACCUCAUUGACAUCACUGACGCUUUGGAUCGAUUGGUGUCCGUCUCGCUUGCGGGCCCUGCCCUCAAAAGGGUCACCUCAUUCAGAAAAAGAUUCAAACAAGCUUGUGCACGGCCACUUAGAAGUCAUGCUGAAGUACAACUGUUUCUGCAUUACGAGGACGGCCUUUGUCGAGCGCCGAGCAUUGAUUAUUUCGGAUGUAGCAAAAAAAGUUGCUUUCUGUGUGAGGGAUUUCUCCGGGCUUUGCCUCUUCCUAUAUCCACUCGAGGACGACAUGGCAUCUGCUAUCGGGCUUGGGGGGUGCCUUUCUCGAAAUCCGACAAAGUUGUCAUUGCACUUGAGGAGCUUGGGAACAAUCUGGCUUCCCGAAUUGAAAAGUAUCUGAAAGGUCAACUUAGGAGUUCAAUCCUCAAUCAGGUCCCCCAAUCAGCUUUUGUGUCCGGCCUCUCAAGUUCGUCUUCGGAAGAACUGCGGUGGAAGAAAGAAAUGGUUGACUCUGUUAAAGAGGAUCAAAAGUCACGUCAAAAAGAGCGUCGCAUACUGGACGGACGAGUCUCGACUACCAAGCCCGCCACCACGUUCGCCGAAGCAUUCGAGACCUACGAAUCUUGCGUAAUGUGCAACUCAUCGCCGGCCAAACUUUGCGCUCGAUGUAAAGCUUGCCAUUACUGUUCUCGCGAUUGUCAGAGAAGUGACUGGCCCUGUCACAAACUUCUUUGCAAAGACAUGUCGAGCCAAGCUCCUCGACCAUCUCUAGCUCAUAAACGUGCGAUCCUCUUUCCCCAGAACGAAGCCAAGCCUUUCCUUGUCUGGGUGUUGUGUAGUCGCAAUGUUGACUCACAGAAUGAAGACGAUGAACGGCAGGUGGAAUACGAAACCGCUGGCAUUCAACCUCUCCUCGGAAUGGACAAACCCAUCUUUGGCACUGUCCCCAUUGAGCGGAAUUGUAAACGUGCUAGAAAUCUAGGCUCUAGGAGGUUGACUCUGACAUUUCGCGAUGCCUUCUUGAAAGAUGGCUCCACGAUUAAUCGCGGUAUUCUCAACUCGGUCAAGUUGUCUGGGACAGUCCAUCACAGUUGGUGCGGCCCUGUUGUUGCAAUGCGGGAGACCCUGAAUGGUCGGUACGAGGACAUUACUUUAGAUGAUUUCCGGCACGAGGACAUUACUUUAGAUGAUUUCCGGCACGUCAUUGACUACUUUGUGACGUACAACAAAUCCGAAACACCCGAGAUCACUGCCCCUCUGGACCACAAGUGCACAGGCAGGACUAUCCGGGGGGUGAAAAUCUGUUGUUACGGGGAAAACAAGCUUCAUGGGGCCGAGCCAUACAUCCCAGUGGAAGUUGAAGAGAUGCAUCCUGCCCGCUCUCUACUUUCAGUUGACAGGAACAUCUCACCCAUCUCAAAGCUUCUUGAAAGCCCUCUCAGGUUAUGGAGGUUCGCUGAAAGUCAAACUUGGGUUGACACGCCUGGCUGGAACUACAACAUGUCGCCUGAGGGUAACCAAGACGCUGCAUUGCUGAUGACAGAGACGGACCUUGGAAAUGAAUUUUGGGGAUGGGCGCCUUUGUCAUGGAAUAUCGAUAUUGGCAAUGUAUUGGUCAUUCGCGCAGAUGGUACCGAUCUUUACGUCGAUGAGUUGAGGCUAAUGUGUUAUUUCAUUCGUCGAAAACUUCGCCCAAAGUUCGAGGACGCGUUAGGGAUGACUUCCGUCUUGCGAACGAGGAGUGAAGUUUUAAACUUCAUUAAUCGCGAGAAUUUGGAAAAAUGUAAGGCUGAGAUGGCCAAGGAUCUCAGCUCUUACCUUUGA
Exophiala oligosperma is the source of this 3552-nucleotide messenger RNA. RefSeq lists its product as uncharacterized. The record is from RefSeq and is a predicted model, not a curated record. The coding region runs from base 817 to 3552 and encodes 911 amino acids. NCBI's taxonomy places the organism in Eukaryota, Fungi, Ascomycota, Eurotiomycetes, Chaetothyriales, Herpotrichiellaceae. The transcript has 3 exons.